CUUCAACUCUUACUACUGCUAAUGUCAGUGAUGGUCCUGUGAAAUCGUAUCGUUUGAGUGUCUCUGUACUCGAGAAUUUCCGGUGAACACAGGCUAGCUCACCCGGUUCCAAGUCGGCAUAUAUUACAAGAGUCUUCGAGGAUAGCACGAGUCGACAUGAAACGAGAGUUGGUAGCUAACUCCCGGAAGUUGAUUCCCACAUGCUUGCGCUCGAUGUCCAGACUGGACCGUUCGAGACCAUCACGCGUCGUGGUACGGUUUCCAUCCGUAUAAAGGGACCAAGACGAACGACACCGUUGUCCGUCCUCUUUGCCAUGUCUCUCAAUGCUACAGUCGCUGUCGAGUCCCUCUACGCUGACACAGACCUCCAGUCAUUAAACUGGGUCGAACAGCAAUGGGUCGCAUGGUAUGUCUGGAUUGGCAAUCCAGUCAUCGCGACUGGCUUAAUGAGUUUCUUGAUGCAUGAGAUCGUUUACUUUGGACGCUGCAUACCAUGGAUAAUCAUUGACGCUAUACCCUACUUCCGCCGGUGGAAGCUACAGCCUACGAAAAUACCUUCAGUACAGGACCAAUGGGAAUGCACAAAGCUGGUUCUCUUCUCUCACUUCACCAUCGAGCUACCCCAGAUCUGGCUGUUCCAUCCCUUGGCCGAGUCCAUUGGGAAUGUCCACCUAUCAAGUCCCGUUCCCUUCUCCAAAGACGAUGUUACCUCAAAUUCUAUUCUUCUUCUUCUUCGAAGAUCUAUGGCACUUUGGGGGGUGUCUUUUACAAGUAUAUCCAUAAGGUCCAUCAUCGGUAUGCUGCGCCCUUCGGUCUUGCCGCAGAGUACGCGCACCCCUGCGGAAGUUAUGUGUCUAGGUAUGGGGACUCUUGCUGGUCCCCUUCUCUACUGUGCCUUCACUCGCGAUUUCCACAUCAUGACCAUGUAUAUCUGGAUUACCCUUCGCCUCUUCCAAGCUGUGGACUCUCACAGCGGUUAUGGUGUGUUGCCCGUAGGCAAAUCCUUACUUCCCUUGGUCCCUCCAGCACAUUCCUACCAUUUUGGGCGGGUGCUGAACACCACUGAUUUCCAUCAUAUGACCUUCACAAACAAUUUCUCUUCCUCGUUUCCUCGUCUACGUGCCGCCAAGUACGCGAACAAGAACGCCACCGAAGAGGAGCGGCUAGCAUAUGAGCGCAAGGUAAUGGCUCAGGUGGAGGCUGAGGGCCUUGCCGCUGAAGCGGCCCUCGAGAACAGUGUUGGUAAAGGGAAACAGGAUUAA
Desarmillaria tabescens is the source of this 1262-nucleotide messenger RNA. RefSeq lists its product as uncharacterized. The record is from RefSeq and is a predicted model, not a curated record. The coding region runs from base 201 to 1262 and encodes 353 amino acids. NCBI's taxonomy places the organism in Eukaryota, Fungi, Basidiomycota, Agaricomycetes, Agaricales, Physalacriaceae. The transcript is spliced from 7 exons.